UGGAGGGGAGAAGCCUCAGGCGGUGCCCGGGCGGAGUCCUUGCUCGGGCGCACGGCCUGGAGUGAGGCUCCUUCGUUCUGGGCCGCAGGGGCCCCGGGCGCGGAGGAAAGCCCGGAAACCUGGGAGCCUCGGCCCGGAUGGACGGCACGCGGCGAGAAGCCGGAGCGACUGGUGCGAGAGCCCGAGCAGGACCAGCGGCGGGGCCGUAGGGCCCAGGGGCGGGGCGACUCCUCCCGGCUCCUCGAGGGCGGGCACCGAGAGGGCGUGAGGUCCGGGCCCGGCGUUGGGUCCGCGGGGUCUGGACUUUCGGGGCCUCUGGAGGAGCAGCCGGGAGCUUCCCGGCCGGGCGAGGGCCCUCGGAGGCCCGCGCUUUCUCUGAAAGUGAAAGGAGUGGGCGGGGGGCGCGGCCGAGGCGGGGCCCAGGCGGGCGGGCGGCGCAGGCUCCGCCUCGGGGCAGUCUCGAGCCGGGGGCGCCGAGCGCCUCCACUCCUCGCCGCGCCGCGGGCUGGUGGGCUCCGCCGCGGCUCGCGUGCGGGGAAAUGACCCUGCCCGGGGGCCCGACGAGCAUGGCGCGGCCGGGAGGCGCGGGCCCCUGCAGCCCGGGGCUGGAGCGGGCCCCGCGCCGGAGUGUCGGGGAGCUGCGCCUGCUCUUCGAGGCGCGCUGCGCGGCGGUCGCCGCCGCCGCCGCCGCAGGGCAGCCCCGGGCCCGCGGGGCCAAGAGGCGUGGGGGACAGGUCCCCAACGGGCUGCCGCGGGCUCCCCCUGCCCCGGUGAUCCCGCAGCUGACCGUGACAGCCGAGGAGCCGGACGUGCCCCCGGCCAGCCCCGGGCCGCCGGAGCCGGAGGGCGGCUGGCUCCCGGCCGUGGGCUCCUCGCACCUGCAGCAGCCGCGCCGACUCUCCACCUCGUCGCUCUCCUCCACUGGCUCCUCGUCGCUGCCCGAGGACUCGGAGGACGAUCUGCUGAGCGACAGCGAGAGCCGGAGCCGCGGCAACGUGCAGCUGGAAGCCAGCGAGGACGCGGGUCAGAAAAGCCACUGGCAGAAGAUCCGGACCAUGGUGAAUCUGCCGGUUAUGAGCCCUUUCAAGAAGCGCUACGCCUGGGUGCAGCUGGCUGGGCACACGGGGAGCUUCAAGGCGGCUGGCACCAGCGGGCUGAUCCUGAAGCGCAGCUCGGAGCCGGAGCGCUACUGCCUGGCGCGGCUCAUGGCCGACGCGCUGCGCGGCUGCGUGCCCGCCUUCCACGGCGAGGUGGAGCGCGACGGCGAGAGCUACUUGCAGCUGCAGGACCUGCUCGACGGCUUCGACGGGCCCUGCGUACUGGACUGCAAGAUGGGCGUCAGGACUUACCUGGAGGAGGAGCUGACUAAAGCCCGCGAGCGGCCCAAGCUGCGGAAGGACAUGUACAAGAAGAUGCUGGCGGUAGACCCCGCGGCACCUACCGAGGAGGAGCACGCGCAGCGCGCCGUCACCAAGCCCCGCUACAUGCAGUGGCGCGAAGGCAUCAGCUCCAGCACCACGCUCGGCUUCCGCAUCGAAGGCAUCAAGAAAGCCGACGGCUCCUGCAGCACCGACUUCAAGACCACACGAAGCCGGGAGCAGGUGAUUCGCGUCUUCGAGGAGUUUGUGCAAGGGGAUGCAGAAGUGCUGAGGAGGUAUCUGAACCGCCUGCUGCAGAUCCGGGACACCCUGGAGGUCUCUGAGUUCUUUAGGAGGCACGAGGUGAUUGGCAGCUCGCUACUCUUCGUGCAUGAUCACUGCCAUCGCGCGGGUGUGUGGCUCAUCGACUUCGGCAAGACCACGCCCCUCCCCGACGGCCAGACCCUGGACCACCGGCGGCCCUGGGAGGAGGGCAACCGCGAGGACGGCUAUUUGCUGGGGCUGGACAAUCUCAUUAGCAUCCUGGCCAGCCUGGCUGAGAGAUGAGGCUGGGCCCCGGUUCUAACAGAUGGACCUGCGGCUGCGUCCCCACCAUGCAUGCUGGCGGCAGAGACUGAAACCCCGCGGUGCGGGGUGGUUCACACGGUUCUGCAGGGCCAGGUGCCAACCACUAUGGGACGCACUGCAAAAGCUGGGGGCUGUCCCCCAUACAAGACCCAGAGUUCUGAGAACCAAUGGCACUAAUUAACAGGGUGGGGGAGGGGUGGCUGGGACAAUGGGCUCCUUCCUCAGCCCAGCUCUUCUGAGGGGGGCUGCGUAUCUCUCUAGAGAGGCCAGAUAAUGAAUUUUAUUUCGCAGGCACUAGAUCUAUUGGUCUAACCUCCCACACUACAAUGGACAGCCUUUCCCAAUAAAACUCAAAGACACCA
This is a messenger RNA of Nyctereutes procyonoides (raccoon dog), 2308 nucleotides long. RefSeq names its product inositol-trisphosphate 3-kinase A (gene ITPKA). Gene Ontology annotation, molecular function: inositol-1,4,5-trisphosphate 3-kinase activity; inositol tetrakisphosphate kinase activity. Gene Ontology annotation, cellular component: nucleus; cytoplasm. Gene Ontology annotation, biological process: inositol phosphate biosynthetic process. The record is from RefSeq and is a predicted model, not a curated record. NCBI's taxonomy places the organism in Eukaryota, Metazoa, Chordata, Mammalia, Carnivora, Canidae. The coding region runs from base 540 to 1925 and encodes 461 amino acids. The transcript is spliced from 7 exons.